This is a messenger RNA of Gastrolobium bilobum, 2553 nucleotides long. RefSeq names its product phospholipase D delta-like. Gene Ontology annotation, cellular component: plasma membrane. Bases 1 to 2553 code for a protein of 850 amino acids. NCBI's taxonomy places the organism in Eukaryota, Viridiplantae, Streptophyta, Magnoliopsida, Fabales, Fabaceae. The record is from RefSeq and is a predicted model, not a curated record. Gene Ontology annotation, biological process: phosphatidylcholine metabolic process; phospholipid catabolic process. The transcript has 10 exons. Gene Ontology annotation, molecular function: calcium ion binding; D-type glycerophospholipase activity.
AUGGGGGUUCAUAAAUCGGACACCGUGGUCUACCUUCACGGGAACCUCGAUUUGAGAAUCGUUGAGGCUAGAUAUCUACCAAACAUGGACAUGCUUUCAGAGCGCGUUCGUAGAUUCUUCUCCGCUCUCAACACCUGCAGCGCUUCCAUCACCGGUAAAAAGAAGGAUCAACAUCACCGUCACCAUCCCGCCAAGAUUAUCACCAGCGAUCCUUACGUCACCGUUUGCCUCGCCGGUGCCACGGUGGCACGCACCCGCGUCAUCUCCAACUCGCAGAAUCCCACCUGGAGCGAGCAUUUCAAGAUCCCUCUGGCUCACCCGGUCUCGAAGGUUGAGUUCUACGUCAAGGACAACGACAUGUUCGGUGCGGACAUGAUCGGAAUCGCCACAGUUUCCGCCGAGAGGAUCAAAUCCGGUGAAACUAUCAGUGAUUGGUUUCCGAUAAUAGGUUCGUUUGGGAAACCUCCCAAACCUGAUUGCGCUGUGCGCCUCGAGAUGAAAUUCACGAGUUGCGAGGAUAGUCCUCUGUACCGCUCCGGCAUUGCGCCGGGUCCGGAUCGUUUCGUCGUGAAGGAUUCCUAUUUUCCUGUGCGGCGCGGAGGAUCAGUGACGCUGUAUCAGGAUGCGCACGUUCCUGAUUCGAUGUUACCGGAGGUUGAAUUGGACGAUGGGGUUGUGUUUCAGCAAGGCAAGUGCUGGGAAGAUAUCUGUCACGCAAUUUUGGAAGCGCAUCAUUUGGUUUACAUUGUAGGUUGGUCCAUCUACCAUAAGGUGAAUCUGGUCAGAGAGCCAACCAAGCCCUUACCUAGUGGUGGGAAUUUGAAUUUGGGGGAGUUGCUCAAGUACAAGUCACAAGAAGGCUUGCGAGUUUUACUGUUGGUUUGGGAUGAUAAGACUUCGCACAGUAAAUUUUUCAUCAACACGGCUGGAAUAAUGCAAACACAUGAUGAAGAAACUCGAAAGUUUUUCAAGCAUUCUUCAGUUACAUGUGUGUUGUCACCUCGUUAUGCCAGCAGUAAGCUUAGCAUUUUCAAGCAACAGGUUGUUGGAACUCUCUUCACGCAUCAUCAGAAAUGUGUGAUUGUGGAUACUCAAGCACAUGGCAAUAAUCGGAAGAUAACUGCAUUUUUAGGUGGUCUAGAUCUUUGUGAUGGCCGGUAUGAUACACCUGAGCAUAGACUUUUCCGUGAUCUUGACACUGUUUAUCAGGGUGAUUAUCAUAAUCCCACAUUUUCUGCAGGAAGCAAGGGUCCAAGGCAACCAUGGCAUGAUUUACAUUGCAAAAUUGAGGGCCCUGCUGCAUAUGAUAUACUCACUAAUUUUGAGCAGCGCUGGAGAAAAGCCACCAAAUGGUCUGAGUUGGGUCAAAAAUUCAAGAGAGUAUCUCAUUGGCAUGAGGAUUCUUUGAUUAAGUUAGAUCGCAUCUCUUGGAUUCUUAGUCCUUCUGAAUCAACUUCUAAUGAUGAUCCUGAAUUAUGGGUUUCAAAGGAAGAUGAUCCUGAAAAUUGGCAUGUUCAGGUUUUUCGAUCCAUAGAUUCUGGCUCUUUGAAAGGCUUUCCCAAGGAUUUAUUUGAAGCUGAGGCUCUGAACCUUGUUUGUGCAAAAAAUUUGGUCAUAGACAAGAGUAUUCAAACAGCAUACAUACAUGCGAUCAGAUCUGCUCAACAUUUUAUAUAUAUUGAGAAUCAAUAUUUCCUUGGAUCAUCCUUUGCUUGGCCAUCUUACAAAGAAGCAGGUGCUGAUAACUUAAUUCCUAUGGAGUUGGCACUGAAGAUAGUCAGUAAGAUAAGAUCCAAGGAGAGAUUUGCAGUUUAUAUUGUCAUCCCAAUGUGGCCUGAAGGGGUCCCUUCUUCUGCCGCAGUGCAAGAGAUUCUCUUUUGGCAGGGACAAACUAUGCAAAUGAUGUAUGAAAUCAUAGCUCGGGAGUUAAAAUCUAUGCACCUUGACGAUUGCCAUCCACAAGAUUACCUCAAUUUUUACUGUCUUGGAAACCGAGAGAAGUUGACAACUUCCGGUUUACGUUCAAGUAAUUCAACUUCAGAUAAUGGCGAGACGCAGGUUUCAGCAUCACAAAAGUUCGGACGGUUUAUGGUUUAUGUACAUGCCAAGGGAAUGGUUGUGGACGAUGAAUAUGUGAUAAUUGGGUCUGCCAACAUCAAUCAACGAUCUAUGGCUGGAUCAAGAGAUACUGAGAUCGCAAUGGGUGCAUAUCAACCCCAUCAUACAUGGAGUAAGAAAAGGGAACAUCCACAUGGUCAGGUAUAUGGGUAUAGAAUGUCUCUGUGGGCAGAACACUUAGGGUUCACAGAUGCUUGCUUCAAGGAGCCUGAAAGUUUGGAUUGCGUGAAGAAAGUGACCAAGAUUGCUGAAGACAACUGGAAGAAGUUUACAGCAGAUGAUUUUGCCCCAUUGCAAGGGCACCUUAUGAAAUAUCCUGUCCAUGUUGAUGAAAAUGGAAAGGUACGCUCCUUACCUGGAUUUGAGUCUUUCCCAGAUGUCGGUGGUAAGGUGCUUGGCUCCCGGUCUACCCUUCCUGAUGCUCUAACUACAUAG